CCCACAAAUCUCGGGCAGAAAACCCUCACCGCCCACGCCAAGCAACCACCCCACCAACACCUACACAUCCCUGACGACAAAUCCAUCCAUCACUCGUAACUUUAACCUCCCGCUUUUAGUUUACCUUGCCCAAAUCACAACAACCACCCACGCCGUCUCACAAAACUCACAAUACCCCGAAACCACCACAUUCCACCGAACAGCACACCACCCACGACACAAAAUGACAGACCCCCAACCCCCAACCCUAACCCCCGGCCCCACCCCCACCGGCGACAUCUCCGACGAACUCCGCCCCGCGUCCGCGGAAGACCGCAAGGCAGCCGCUGCGCUCUCGUCUCUCGAUACGCCGCGCGACGACGAUAAUGGGGGCGGGGGGAAGCAGAAUGUGGAUGUUGAGGCGGUGAGGAAGGCUAUGGAUCGUCUUGGCGAGGGAGGGGCGCGGGGGAAGGAGGGGGAAGGGGUGGGGCGGAAGAAGGAGGAGGUGAAGAGGGUGGUUAAGGUUGAGGCGGGGGAUGUUAAGGUUGUGAUUGAGGAACUCGAGCUCUCGAAACCGAAAGCUACGGAGCUGUUGAAGGCGAAUGAUGGGGAUCUUGUUAAGGCGCUGCGGGCGUUUGUUGCUGUUUGAGUACUGGAAGCGAGUUGACGAAUGGGCUGAGAUGGGUGGAGGAUAGCUGAGCCGUGGCUUCCCUCGAGUCUACGACCGCGUGAGGAAGGCGUUGUGAGGUAAAUGCACACAAAGUAGGCGCAGGAGACGCAAUGAGCCGGGGAUCCCCUGCGAUAGCUGGGGAGUGUGAUGAAGGAUAUGAGGACACGGAUAUCAAGGCGGAAUCAAGCUGCCAAAUAGGGGAAUUAUAUGUGACGGAACGUAAAUGAGAGAUGUCAUGAACACC
Messenger RNA from Pseudogymnoascus destructans, 893 nucleotides. RefSeq lists its product as uncharacterized. Gene Ontology annotation, biological process: protein stabilization; negative regulation of apoptotic process. The record is from RefSeq and is a predicted model, not a curated record. Bases 224 to 628 code for a protein of 134 amino acids. NCBI's taxonomy places the organism in Eukaryota, Fungi, Ascomycota, Leotiomycetes, Thelebolales, Thelebolaceae. The transcript is spliced from 2 exons.